This is a messenger RNA of Mytilus trossulus (common blue mussel), 9589 nucleotides long. RefSeq lists its product as uncharacterized. The transcript has 20 exons. Bases 326 to 9304 code for a protein of 2992 amino acids. The record is from RefSeq and is a predicted model, not a curated record. NCBI's taxonomy places the organism in Eukaryota, Metazoa, Mollusca, Bivalvia, Mytilida, Mytilidae.
CACCUCUAUGAGUGUAGUUGAUGAACAUGAAAUGAGAAAUGAGAUAGUUGGCAAGGAACGUCACCUGCGGGCCGAAUAUGGCUUAUGCAGUACGCGAAAACUGAUGACGUGGAAGACAAAUGUCUGACUGUACAGUACUGCAGGGGGAAAUAUCUAGAUACUAAUGAUGGAACUAUUUAUAUAUGAUUUCACAUGUAAAGUUUGUAUUAAUUAGCCGCCAUAUUGUAUAGGAAAUUAAAGACAAGGGUUAUACCGGGGAUAUUAAAUUGGAACUAUACUAAUUAUUAGAUCGAAACCGAGGUGAGUGACUUUAUUUAUCUACAAUAUGAGUACCGAAGAUCUUGCACGUUCACGGGAAGGAUCUAAAGAGCCAGAAGUUAUAUGUGCUGUAUGUUUAAAAUUUGAACCUCAAGCCUGGCGGAAGAAAUUUUGUAAAAAUUGUUUCCAUUCUUCAGAUGAACAUUCGACAGACGGCGAGAAAGAAACGGGUCACGAAAAGUUAGAUACUGAGAAAAAUUUAUUAAAGAAAGCCGAAGACAAUGAAACUACAGACAAGAAAUUUGAUAAAAUUUUGAAAGAUAAAUUAGCAAAAGACGAUAAGAACAAAUCGAAUAAACCUUCUACUGAUAAACCAAAUUCUGAAAGUGAUAAAACUCCACAAAAACAUGAUCUUAAAACGUCUUCAAUUGCCGACAAAUUUAAUAAAAAGAUUACCGGAAGUGCACUUUCUGAGAAAGGAAAAACUGAAACAAGCACAAAAGCAGCAGAAAAGCAGGACGAUAAAGAUCUAAAUUCAGUUACUAAUAAACUAAAGGGAAAGUUCGAAAUAGACAAGAAACCAAACGACAAAACAACUGGCGUCAAAGACGGCAAAGUUGACACAAAAACAUUCGACAAACCAGAAUCAAAACCAGAUAAUGAUAAGACUAAACUAUGGGGAAGUAAAUCAAAAUUCGAGCAGAAAAGUAACGAAAAAGAAAAUAAAACCGAUUCCGAAAAGAAAGAAAUUGAAAAGACGAAAACUGUAAAUGAAGAAAAGUCGAAAACAUGGGGAGCAAAAUCAAAAUUUGAACCGAAGUCACAAGACGUUAAGGACGAAAAGAUAGGUGGCGAAAAGAAGGACGAGAAAAAGGUUGGGGACGAUGAGCAUAAAACAGGAAUCAAACAAUUUAAGCCCCCGGAAAAACCGGAUACAAAAAUUAAAUGGAAGAAUGCGUGGGGUUCCACUUUGGCGAAUAAAAAACAAGAUGAUUCAAAGAAGGACGAAACAUCGGAAGAUAAAUUGAAAAUUGAGGGGAAGGAGAAUGAAAGUGGAAAGGAUUCAAUAAGAUCAAAAUUUGAGUCUAAAGGAACAGGCAACCUAUUUGGCGUUACUAAAAAAACUGAAUCCAGCAUCAAAGACAAAAUUGAAGAAAAACCUAAAGCUGAGGAGAAAAAGGAAGAAAGUACAAAGAAAGCAGAGAGCAAAGACAUAAAAGAAGAUAAAGGAAAGUCAUGGGCUAACAGAAAUUUAAAAGAAAGUGAUAAAUUGAAAGAAACUGAAAAAUCUAAAUUCGGUGAUAAAAACAUUCCAAAAGAAAUUGAGAAAUCCAAAUUUGGUGAUUUAAAAGAUAAUACUAGAUCGAAAUUUGGGGACAAUAAAAUGACAACUUCUGUAAAAGAACCAGAAAAAGCUAAAUUUGGUGACAAAACCGCAGUAAAUAAAGAACCCGAGAAAUCCAAAUUCGGUGACAAUAGAGCAAAUUUGUUUGAACAAAAAAAUACAUUGAAAGACAAAACUGAAGAAUUAAAAAAGGCCGAAAACGAUAUAAAAAAGAAAGAAGACGCAAAAGAAAAGACUGAUGACUCCAAAUCCAAACUUGACGACAAAAAAACAAGUCUAUGGGGUUCGAAAUCAAAGUUUGAAACCAAUAAAAUCGAUAAAAUCGAGGAUAAGAAAACAAAUAAAUUCAACAUCGAAUUAAAAAAAUCGGACGGUAAAAUUUCAAAACCACCCGAUGAUAAAUCAGGAGGGAUAGAAACGAAAUCUGAAAUAGAGAAUAAGAAAAAUGAAAAGUUAGAAGGAAAGUUAAAACUUGACAUUAAAAAGGCUGAAAGUGUAAACACGUCUGGAAAAGACAGUGGACAGUCCGUAUCUGAUUGGCGAAAGGAAAAGUACGAAAAGUUGUCUAAAACACCAACAACAGCAACUACACCUAGUACAAUUCUGGAUAAAAAGGCAUAUUCCCGUAGCAAGUCAGACACUUUGGUUACAGACAAAGACGAGAAAGAAUCUUCAGUGACGUCAACAACUGUCAAAAUGCAACCAUCAAGUGACAAAAAAGAGCAUAAUUUGUCAUCAAAAUCGAGUGACGUUAAACAAUCAGAGAUUCCAGAUACGCAACGAAAGAUAGGUAGAUCACCCAUCAUCCAACCCACUCAGGAUCAAAAGGAGGAAUUCUCUGGCAUCAAUGAUGAGGUCAAGGACGAAGGAGAGACAACAGCAUCUAAAGAAUCGUUACCGAAAUUAAAUACAGAUGCGAUAAACAAAAUCAAAGAUGCUGCCAAGUUUUUGCUAGAUGAUGAUUUUGAUGACGGUAGAUAUAAUAGCCUGGGUCGAACAACUAGUGGGAAUAAAUCGACACCAUCUCAGCAGGCGACACCAUCAUUACAAUCGUCUGCUAAAUCAGAAGCAGACGAUAAAACAGGGUCACAUAAGAAAUCGUCGGUCCAAGAAAAUAGUUCUGUAUCCAAAAAACAUCAAGGAAAACAUGAUGUUGAAAAUGUUUUCAACGAAAAAUUCAACAGUGAGGCUGAAAAGUUGAGAAAACAAUUGAAACAAAUGGAAGAAAGAUGCAUUGAACUUGAAGAGGAAAAUAAAAAUCUGAAAAAUGGCUUAUUGGAAAACGAAAAACAUUCCGGACGGUUAAUAAAACAGAAACAGGAUGUUGAAAAUCAAAUCAAAGUUUUACAGAAGAAUUUGUCGUCUUUAGAAUCAAAAUGUUCAAAAUUUGAAACCGAAAAUAUAAAUUUGGUAGAAAGAAUAAAAAAAGUUCAGUCUAAAUCUUCAACAACUGAGGACCUCAAAUCAGCCCAUAUGGAGGAAUUAAACUACCUGAAAGAGAGGCUUGGCAAGGGUGAAAAUAUUGUGGACGAAUUAAGAGAUGAUAAUGAAAAUCUAAAACAAGAAAUUUUGGACUUGAAAUCUGAAAUGGAAGAAAUGUACGACACUUUUCGUGACCAAGAAGCAGAGGAGUUCCGAGAAAUUCAAAAGGAAAUGGAAAUGCACGCUAAAAACUGUCGGGUUUUAAGUUUCAAAUUGAGAAAAUAUGAACGCCAGAAUGAUCAAUAUGAGGCAGAAAAAGAGAAUUACGAGGAUAAAAUUCAAUCAUUACAAAAUCAAAUAUCUGAUGGAGAUACGAGAUCUCACAUACGAGAUGUCGAAGACGAACUGAGGCUGGCAAAGGAAGUAUCUGUCCGACUACAUGACGAAUUAGACAUUUUAGAAGAAAAAAAGUGCAAGGUUGAAGACGAAAACCAUCAGUUAACUCAGAUUCUAGAACAGUCGGACAAAAAACAGUUCAAACUUGAAAUGGAGGUUGACAAACUCAGGGAUCAGACAGCAGAACUGAGAAAAAAGAUAUCAGAAAAAUCCACCCCCGGUACACCUGUGUCUCAGGAUGAUAUUAAGGAUCGUCGGGUUUUGAUUGGACGUAUUGGUCCACAAGGCAGUCAAGAACAAGACAUGUCGCAACUAACGCGAGAUUUGUUUGACAGCAUGGAACGCGAGACAGAUUUAAAAGACCAACUUCAAUUUGCAGAAGAAGAGGUAAAGGACCUCCGAAGGAAAAAAGACGAGCUUGAUGAGGAAAAUGAAAAUUUAAGCGUCCAGUUAAAAAAGAUGUCUGCCUCUAAAAUAACGAAAUAUAAGGACAGCAAAAAAAUGGAUGACCCUGAUUUUACGGAAGCGGAAAUAGAGUUGAAAGUUCAUUUGGAAUUAAAUGAACAAGAACUAAUGGUUGCCCGACGUAAAAUACAAGAUCUAGAAAAUGAAAAUGAAAAUUUGUUAGAGCAGUCUAAAGUUUUGAAAGACGAAUUAUCACAUAAGGAACAUCUACUGGCUCUUCCACAACCACCACUCUCUCCAAACACCUAUUACGAAGAGAGGUUGAAGGAAAUGAAUUUCGGAACUGAUGAACUGAGAUGGAAAAUAAUCGAAAAAGACCGAGAAAUCGAAAAACUGUCUGCAGAAGUAUUACAAACUCGCCAAUCAAAACUGCGUAAAAGUCGAUCGCUUGAAACUGAUUUCUAUGGAGAACGUAAGAAACUUUUAGAUCUCGAUUUGUCAGAAAAUGUUGAUUUUAGAGAUAAAGUAAUUAGUGAAGCACGCGGUACACAUUCUCCAGAACAAUUACAGCAUCACAAGCCAUAUACAACUUGUAAUGACAGCAGAGAUAAUAAGAAUCAAGAAAUAAAUAAAUCGCCCGAUGAUGGAAUCAAUUCUUCUUUUGCCAUUCAAACUCAGUUUUAUUCUAGAAGUAAGUUAAGAGAACCGUCAAACUAUUUGAAUCAAAGCUUUUCCAACGAUCACUUGGAACAGCUUAAAACGUUACAAGAUAGCGUUGAUAACUUACAAGAGAAAAUAACUAAAUUGGAAGCAGAAAAUGUGACUUUGAAAGAAAAGUUAACACCGGAAACGGAAGAUACAGAAGGGGAGACAAGAGAAGAAUUGAUGGAGAAAAUACUAGACAUGGAAGAUGAUGCUGAGAACCUGGCUUCAGAACUAAAGAAAAAAGAUGCAGAGAUAAAGUCGUUACAGACUGAAGUUACGUCACUGAAGAAAACGGUAGAAAUUAAGGAGAGUGAUUUCCGUAGAAAGGAAUUGGAAUUAUUACGUGACCUUGACUAUGCUCAGGAGAAAAGUGAUGUGUUAAGUAACCUCUUGGAUAUUGUCAAGGAUCGAGCAGAUGCUGCGGAAGCAGAAUUAGAACGCCUUGCGGAAGAAUGUAGAUCUACAAGUGCAGCUUCAGAAAAUAGUGCACGAACUGUCAGUGUAUUAAGUGACAUCAGUUUCGGAAGUGACGAAGUUUUCGUUGAAGGUGCAUCACGGGAAAGUUCAGCGCCUGGUUCCCCGGAGUCAGCGAGCAGAAGAAAAGUAAUACAUAAAGACUGGGAGGGACAAUUUCGUAAGAGAAUCCAUUGCCUCGAAAGAAUACUGGCGGAAGAGCGUCAAAAACUGGCAGCUUCAGAGAAGAAACUAGCUUUAGUUUCCACGGAAACGCUUUCCACAGCAAUGUCUGACGACGCUAAACUUCAUGAAAGAGAAAAAGAAAUCCUUCAUAGUGAUCUGCAAGAAACAAAGAAACAUUUGAGGAUAGCAAGCGAUCAAAUCCAUGGGCUAAAGGAAAGAAUUGGGUCGCUAGAAGAUGAAAAUAGCAGACUGAAGAAUUCAUUUUGGGAAAAUCAGCCUUUAGACGAUGACGACAGGACCCUCUCUGGUAGUAUAGAUACUGUCUUGUCAGUCGGAACACCCUCUGGAAGCAUCGAUACAGUCUUGUCUGUUGGAUCAUCAGAGCGAUUAAACGAGGAUGUAGGGGACAGUGACGACAAUAUCGACACCAUCGUCGAAAACGAGGCUAGUGACAAAGAAGAUAUAGAAUAUUUCCGGAAAAGAGUUGCAAGUCUUGAGGCUAGAUUAGAAGAGGCAAAUGACAUAUGGAAAUCUAAAAGUACUGCUACAGAAAAAGAGAAACUUGAAUUGGAAGAAGAAUUAUCCAAAUUGACAGAAAUGUGUGAUCAGCUCCGAGUUGCAUCGAACAGUUUCAAAAUGCGAGAAGACAAGGAUAUAAAACUUAAUAAGGAAUUUAGUAAUACGAUUAAGGAGAAGCAAUCGAUGCUUGACAGAAAAGAUGAUAUAAUUCAAGAACACGUGGACAUUAUUAAACAAAGAGAAGACGACUUACAGCAACUACUGGAUCAAAUUUCUCAAAGGGAUAACAACAUCCGGGAGUUGCGCGAAAGUGUGCGCAGUCGUGAUGAUAGAUUAAAAGAAAAAGAUGAAAUAUUACAAAGUCUUAAUAAUGGUACCGAUGAGAAGCAAGAAGAAAUUAAUUUUCUUAAUAGUGAAAUGUCUGACAAUAUCUCUCAAAUAAAAGAAAAAGAUGAAAAGUUAAAAGAACUUACAGAACGAAUAGAAAGUUACGAAAAUAAUAAGAAAGAGUCAAAUAUUCAAAUAGAAAACGAGCGUUUGAAACUAGAACUUGAAGAUAUGGCUUACAGUAUUGGAAAAGUGCAUACCGAUAAUAAUACGUUACAAACUGAAAUGGAGAAAACCAAACAGGCGUUGAGUGAAGCAAUGGUUUUGUGGAAUAAAGAUCGUUCUACACUAGGCCAAGAAUUAACCGUAGCUAGAGAGAAACUAUCGAUAUAUGAAGCUUCGAUCGAUAAAAAGGAAAGUCAAGCAGCGCAAAUGAUGAGAAAAGAAACUCAUAAAUGUUUAGAACAAAGAGAAAAAUUACAACAUGAGUUAAGGAUCUUAAAAGUGGAACAUGAUGCAAAUAUUCGAACUUUGAAAAAUGAAAAAUUGAAACUACAAGAUGAGCUUACUCAAACAAUACGUCAACUGACAACUGAAAUGAGUAAUAAUGAUAAGAUGGCCUCUGAUUUAGAAAGACUUAAAAAUCAGGAGGAAGUCGCCUUCCAAAUACAGCACCACGAAAAGGUCUUACGUGCAGAAUAUAUGGCAAUGAAAGUCAGAUUCGAAACGAGGCUUGAAAACUUACAGAAGGAACAUUCGAGGCUUCUUACCAUCUUAGACCAAAUGCAGCAUGAGAAAGUUUUAAACCAUGAAAUCAUUAAAGGAGUUCAGAAACAAAUGUCUUUAAUGAAGGAUAACUACCAUAAAAACUUAGAAAAAUCGAAGGAGCAAAGUGAAACACUUGGACGUCAUAUCAAAGAGCUUGAAGGAGCACGUGAUCUAGCUAUGGAUUUACAGAAGAAAGUGGAGUCUCUAAAGCGUCAGCUCGAGGACCAGGAGUACGAACGUGCUGAACUUGUUGACAAAAUCACAGCGCAAAGAUCGGAGUGGGAAAUAGAAAGAUCGAAUAAACAAAGCAAAAUCAAUCAACUUGAGGAACGACUAGCCAUGAUAAACAAUGCUCAGUCAAGAACAAAGGACAUGCAGUCUAGAAUGGAGGUGGCUUGGAACAGAGAAAGAGCAGAACAGAAACGUCUCCUCUCAGAGGCACACAAUCUAGCCAUGGAUCUACAACAGCAGCUCAAGGGUCGAGACGACGAACGGCUUCAUGAAAAACGAGCUUUGUUAGAACAACUUAGGGUUCUUCGAAAACAACUUGACGAAGAGCAAAUAAACCACCGAGAACAGCAGUCAAAGUCAGGGACAAGAGAUGAACAAUUGUGUGAUUUAGAACGGAGGUUGAAGGAAGUUAAAGACAAGGCAGAGAAAGAACACGAAUCUUCACUCAAAGACCAGGCUGACUUAGUUCGACGUCUUGGGGAGAUGAGAAGACAACAUAAACGAGACCAGAGAAUGAUGGAAGAUGUGUUGAGCGGGUUGACAAGACUCCGUGAACUAGCAUCAAUUGUAGUGGCAUCAGAGAAUAAUGUCGAGGUAUCUGACAAUGAACUAGAACAAAGACUUGAGACACUUGAGACAAAAGGAGACGUUGGAGCUGCAGCGUCUGAAGAGACUGCAAUCCACACAGAAGACAUAAGACAACGUAUAAAUGACGUUGUGUUAAACUACAUCAAAGAGGCAUUGAAGGAAAUACACUUUGCAGCUGAAAACAUUGCUCGGCCCAGAGAUAUAUCUGAAGAACAACGCAAACAAAUGAGAAGUUCUUCAACAAAUUGCGAAAACCACGAACGCAACAUAAGGAGUCUGUCGAGUUCUGAACUCGACUCUCUGAAAGAAGAUUUUGUUACUGAAACAUUGGGAACUAAAGAGCUUGAAUUCCUGAAGCAAAAGUAUGGACCUAUUACACCAGACAGUCCAAUAAAAUACCAAAGAAGCGUUAGUGGUUCGAAUAUGAGAGAAGAAACAGAAGAAAUUCUCCCUGGUAUCCAAAUGGGUUCAAUGGCCGACAGAAGACACAACAUCAUGUCAACAGUUCACAAGGAACAGGGACUCACGACAAAGUUCCCGGAUCCUCCGCCGAGCUUUUUACUUCCGCGUUGCAUAAAUUCAACACUUUCGUCUUCACAAACAGUUACAAGAUAUUCAAAAGAAACAAAUAAAGCAUCGACUGUAAGACCAAUUCCAAAAAGUAUCUCUAUUGACACCUGUCUUUUGAAAGCAAUAAAGAUGUCUCCUCAGGAAAGUGCUCAAUCUAGUUUACCACAUUCUCCUGUUUCACUAGAGACAACGACACAUUGUAGUUUUCAGCAGAAUUUAACACCAAUUCCGGUUACUCAUAUAGUACCCUCGAAAAACGCUUUAUCUGCUAGUGCAGAAACCGUCACGCCUAAAACUGCAAGACGACAAUUUUUCGCUGAUAAUGUUUCAGAACCUAGUGUUCAUCGCCCAUGGCCUGGUCGCAGUCGGAGUCAUGAUAGUGUUUCUAAACGAGAAAAAGAAGGCAUUGUUGGUAAUAUUGGAAAAGACAAAGACGAAACUAUGUCUGAAAAUUCGUUAAACGAAAAUGUUGACGUAUAUGUAAAUCUGUCCUCUGAUAUAGACGACCAAGUGCAGCUACAAGAAGGAGAUGAUAUACUUUCUCCUGUCAAGGAAUCAAAAAGUGAUAAAAAGAAAAGAAAAGCAGCAACAAGGUCUAUAAGUUUAGACAGUUCAUCGGUGAAAAAGACACUUGCAAAAGCUGGAGUGUCGGUUAUGUCACCAGCAGCACCUUCCGCUCUUACUCCAUCGGAUAUAUUUGCAGCUGUAAAACGUAAAUUUAGGACGAAUAUAAAACGUUCCUCGUCUUUAUCAGAGAAAGAACUGCACUCAGUUAGAACUAACGGAUCCCAUAAUUCUAGUAGUACAUCUACUAUUUCUAAAACCGAUUCUAUUCAAGAAAUGAAAAAUACAUUCGAACCUCCUCUCUCAGGCUUACCUCCAAAAUCAAUACUCAUUCCACCACCAACUCCACCGAUUUCCUCCAUGCAGAGGAAGGUAUUACCUUUGAUGGCCGAUGAAAUCACAAAAACAAAAAGGGCACGAGAAGACAAGAAAGACAAAUCUAAAAAGAGACAGCGAUCCAAGUCUGCAGAGCGAGCUCGAACAGGUCCAUCUUUUCUUGAGCAACCAAUUGUUCGACAAGACAUUAUUCCACAGACAAGAGUGUUAGGAUUUGAAACAUCCGUAUAAUAAAACACUUAAUGACCAUAGAUAAAAUUCUGAAUAUUUUUUAGCGUUUUAUCACUUCUAUCAAGAAAAAAAAGAAAUUUACAGUUGUCUUUAUUAUGGAACCUUAAAUAAUUAACAAGUAUGACACCAUUUAUUUAUAAUUCCAAACUUAAUUAACAAUAUUGUAAGCAAAGGAAAUAACUGAAUAUGAAUAAGAAGAAAAAAAUAUAAAUUCCACAUACGUUCACAUGUAAUAUGAUGGUUUGCAAAUAAUUCGAUUACUACAAUACUAAAAGACGACAAAAA